AUGUCGCCACCACCAUCACUUUAUUCCUACCCAGAACGUAAACGCGAACGUAGACGCACACGUACACAGACCCAUCAUGAUUCUUCUACCCGCAGCCCUUCAACCGCAUCCACCUUCCACUCCCCAAUCUCCAAUGAUAGCGUCGAUUCCCUGGGCAAACCUCGACUCGCUGACCAAACUCAACAUCGAUCUCAUCGAUCCCGCCAUGCCCGUCCUCCUUCCCACUCCACAAACAAUACAUCCAAUGAACGUGUCUCGCACUCCCGCUCCCCCGCUGCUUUCCCCUCCACCAUAGCCCUUCCUACCCCUCAGGCUUCAGCUCCCACUCGUCUCCCUCCUUCUCCUCCAUACACUAUUUCAGACCCGGCAACCUUUUCAAGCGCUUCCACACUCAUUUCGACUGAAGCGCCUCCCAUUGCACUCGAAUUCCUCAAUUUCCUAGAUGACCUGGGGAUUUUGAUGCUAUGCAAACCACUCCUAGAAUUAUGUAAUGUGGAAUGGAUAUCAUUGUUUGAUGACAUGGGAAUUUUCUACCUGUGUGAGCCGAUUGGAGCGAUUCGGAGGAUCUUGCGCAAAUUGAGGAUUGGGAGAGUGGAUAGGGAACGAGGCGGUGGGAGUUGUUUGGGUAGUAAGGAGAGGGAUACCGCGUCGUGGAUCUCGAGUCUCAGCAGUAUAGCGAGUGAGGUGAGGAGUGUGAGUGAGAGGAGCAGGGAGAAGAGACAUUCUGCUAGUAGCGGGAAGAGUAAGGGGAAUGAGGGGUGGAAGCCCAGGGGGAAGAAGGAGAGUCCGAGGGGUUUGAGAGAAAAUGGAAAACAAGCUGAGAGUAUUAACGGGAUUGGAAGUGGGAGUGAACGGAUUAGUGGUGCGAAUAGAAGAAGAAGUGAGAGGGCGGCGAGUAGCAUUGCCGCAAGUCAUUUGGGACAGAGUUUGAGAGGGGCAGCACCGAAAUAG
Botrytis deweyae is the source of this 951-nucleotide messenger RNA. RefSeq lists its product as uncharacterized. The record is from RefSeq and is a predicted model, not a curated record. Lineage: Eukaryota; Fungi; Ascomycota; Leotiomycetes; Helotiales; Sclerotiniaceae. The coding region runs from base 1 to 951 and encodes 316 amino acids. The transcript has a single exon.